This is a messenger RNA of Cladocopium goreaui, 1435 nucleotides long. The record is from the annotation of a GenBank genome assembly. NCBI's taxonomy places the organism in Eukaryota, Dinophyceae, Suessiales, Symbiodiniaceae.
GCGUACGGGUGUCACCGAUCAUGAUGAUCAUGAUGUCAUUGGGGAUGCGUGCAGUGCAAAGUCAAGUCUGGCAGCCUGCACUUGCCAAACCUAAAGCUCGAGCUGCGGCAGAUCCACAAGUGAAAGGCCGUGCUUUCGGAGCUGGGGCAUCCGUGGCAAUGCUGGGGGCAUCUGCCAUUUGUUGCCGCCGCGCACGUGGCCGAAGGUCGGUGUGCAAUGCUGUGCGAGUGGUUGUGACUGGGGGCUGUGGAUACAUCGGCUCUCACACAGUUCUGGAGCUGUUGAAGGCUGAAUACGAGGUGCUUGUUUUGGACAACCUUAGUCGCAGCCGCAGUAGCUCCAUUGAUCGUGUCCUUGCUUUAGCAGCUCGCGAACACCACCUUGCUGCAUCGGACGUGAAUAGACGGUUGGCCUUCAAGCAGGUGGACCUUUGCGAUGUGAAGAUGCUAGAGGAUGUUCUCGCCGGUGUCAAGGAGUGCGAUGCCGUGCUUCAUUUUGCCGGUUACAAAUCGGUGGGAGAAUCCAUGCAGAAACCUGACAUGUAUUGGGACAACAAUGUCGGUGGCUUUGUAAACCUGAUGCAUCUUCUGGAGAAGUACCAGGUUUCGAACCGUGUUCUUUUGUCCAGCUCCUGCACUGUUUACAAGCCCUCGUCAGAGAAGAUCUCCGAAGACUCAGAGUUGCAGCCAACAUGUCCUUACGGCGACACCAAGUUGAAACAGGAGCAGAUCUUGCAAUGCAAAAUUGAAGACGGAAGGAACUGGAAUGGCUGUGCGCUGCGUUAUUUCAAUCCAGCCGGAGCACACAACAGUGGUUUGCUCGGCGAAGUGCCCCAUGCAUUGUCCCCAUGCAUGUUCAUCCCUCGUUUGGGGCAAAUAGCUCUUGGGCAACGUCCAAACUUGGAGAUUUUUGGAAAAGAUUAUGACACUGUGGAUGGGACAGCUAUAAGGGACUAUCUUCACAUCGAAGAUGUGGCAGAGGCUCAUGUAGCAGCAUUGGAACACCUGAAGAACAGCCAGGGUUUUGAUGCAUUUAAUUUGGGUACCGGGCAUGGUCACACUGUCCUGGAGGUUUUGUCAGCCUUUGAAACCGUUUGCGGGCGGAAAUUGCCGCAUAUUUUUUCUGAAAGGCGUGAUGGAGACGCUCCCUUUGCUGUGGCCAACCCCAGCAGGGCACAUUUAGUCCUUGGUUGGCGCGCUCAUAGAAGCCUUUCUGAAAUUUUAGCUUCACAUUGGGAAUUUGUGCAGCAAAAUCCCGAUGGAUUUGAUUAGAAGGGUUUGAACUCAACCCAGGAUAGUAGAGUCCCCAAAUGCUAGCCUCAAUCAUUCAUUGGAUGCUACUUGCGUGUUGUACAUUCUAGUGAAAAGGCUCGCAAGAAAGCAAGUGCGCGUUUGGUUUUUAAAAGGUGCGUGCAGUGUCUUGCGUGCAGUCAGAC